AUGCUCUCUAAAGAGGAUCCAGAUGAAUGGGAGGCAUCUGCUGGCAUGCUGGGCAACGAGCGCCCCCUAGUUGAAGGGUUUGGAGCUCUCCACUUCUGCGGCCAGCUCGCCUUGACAGCCGACACUGGCGCAGAGUCUGGGCUCAAACCUUUACCACAUUUUUCUUCCAGAGGGCUAACAUUCAUAGCCAUACGUCCCACUCAUCCUCUACUGGAGACAAGCGUUGGAGCGGCCUCGUCUAGAAUGGGGAACCGAGACGACGAAUACGAUUUCUUGUUCAAAGUUGUGUUAAUCGGAGACUCUGGUGUGGGGAAGAGCAACCUGCUCUCUCGAUUCACAAGAAACGAGUUCAACCUUGAGAGUAAAAGUACCAUUGGGGUGGAGUUUGCCACUCGCAGCAUUCAGGUGGAUGGCAAGACGAUAAAGGCUCAGAUCUGGGAUACAGCAGGACAGGAGCGCUACAGAGCCAUCACAUCAGCAUACUACAGGGGAGCGGUGGGGGCGCUGUUAGUGUAUGACAUAGCCAAACACUUGACCUAUGAGAAUGUGGAGCGCUGGCUGAAGGAGCUAAGAGACCACGCUGACAACAACAUCGUCAUCAUGCUGGUUGGCAACAAAAGCGACCUGCGCCACCUCAGGGCUGUGCCCACAGAUGAAGCCCGGGCCUUCGCAGAGAAGAACAAUCUGUCAUUCAUAGAAACCUCAGCCUUGGACUCAACAAAUGUUGAAGAAGCCUUUAAGAACAUCCUCACAGAAAUAUAUCGCAUCGUAUCGCAGAAACAGAUCGCUGAGCGGUCUGCCCACGACGAGUCCCCGGGAAACAACGUGGUGGACAUCAGCGUCCCGCCAACAACGGACAGCCAGAGGGGGGGCAAACUACAGUGCUGUCAGAACCUGUAACCCUCAGCAAUGGUCGUCUCUCACCUGGGUCAAUUAUUGAUUGAAAUGCACAAUGUGAUGUUCCAUCAGCCCCGGGUGCAAAGUUUUCAGAUCAGUGGAAGUCAGUUCCAUAAUGCCACAAAUGAUGAAACCCAGAAGGAAGAGUUUGUUUUCAAAUUGUAAUCUGAUCCAGGUACAGCAAGCUACAUUCUGGUGAAAAAAAAACAGGACUGAUGGUACAUCGUAAGCAGAUGCCACAGCUAGUUAACCGUCAUAGUGUAGCAGAAUAGCCUUGCCUGUGACCUUUGCAUAAACCCAUCUCUUCCAACCACCAAUUUAAAGCCUUGGUUUUAGACCCUGCCUGUUUCAUUGGUAUCAGCAGUCCUGUUUUUGGGCUUCUCAAUCUCCUUCAGUCAUCAUCUCAAAAGUGAUUGUGACACUGCUGACGCUUCAAUUUUGUGUAAAAUAUAUUUUUUUCUUUUUUCACUUUUGUUUGUUUUAAUUUUGAUAGCUUGUCUGCUCACAUACAUUAUAUCAAUGCCAUGAAAUAAAUUUUACAAUAUGAUUUUGUCAUGAUUUUGAGAAAUGGACACCAAACGUACAACUUGUAGCGGUGAUCUACUGCUGGACAUAUCAGGAUUUGUACUGUAAAAAUGAAACUUUAUUUCACUUUUCAGGUCUAAAGCGAUUGGCAUUAAAUUAAACCAUUCAAGAAAUUAGAACAAAAACCACUUUCAAAGUGAGUAAAGAAACAAACAGAGCUCAUCC
This is a messenger RNA of Menidia menidia (Atlantic silverside), 1647 nucleotides long. The record is from the annotation of a GenBank genome assembly. NCBI's taxonomy places the organism in Eukaryota, Metazoa, Chordata, Actinopteri, Atheriniformes, Atherinopsidae.